GCGCCCCCUGCUGUGCGAUUUGUGCCACUAAAAGCACGGCCUGUAAGCGUAAGCGCUCCCUGGGCUGCAGUCACACAGCACACUGAUAAAGCGUUUGAAUGCAGAUGGCGACUUUUUUCGGCGAAGUCUUAUCCGUUUAUUCACGGGCCGUAGAGGAAGAUGAGGAAGAUGACCAUGAAAACGAAGAGGAUCAGCAAAUCCGGAGUGAAAUAGAUGAGAAAAGGAAGGUCCACGUUGAGUGGUGUUCGGAGGUGAAAAACGAGCUGGCGACUUCCGCAGAAAAUGCAUUACAUUGUUCCGAUUUAGUUGUGGCUGUGGGCCCAAAUGCUGCAGGCUUCCUCUCCGCUUAUAUCCUGAGCUCGGUAAGUUGGUCCCCCGUGGGCUCGAUGUCCAUCUGGAAUGAGAGGAACCCGGGUUCGGGUGCGAUGCUGCAGAGCGAGUCCAGCUGUGUCUUCUACAGGCAGAAAGAUUCACCUUCAGUUCUGAUAUGCCAGUGCACCUGCUACAUAGCCGAAGAUCAGUUACUCCAGUGGGCAGAAAGUGUGUUUGCGUGUAUCGAGAAGCGUGGGCUCAACGUGACUGUCCUGUCAGACUGCUCCCUGGCCGAAUUUAAAACCACAGAAUCCAUGUCCAGCACCACGCCGUUUCUCCGUGCUCUAAAAACCAGCCUGUACCGAAGCCAGAUUUCCUGCCCCCUGCUGGAGCAGCCAAAUAUUGUCACAGGUCUCGCAGCUGCAGUGCUCAGCUACUGCCAAGUUCACCAGAUCCCUGCAGUCCUCUACCAGUGCUACAGUGACCUCAUCACCCCUGACUCGGUCACCAUGGAGACAUACAAACCUGCCUUCUUAAAUCUGAGCAGGCUGAUAAAGCUUGAUGCUAACCCCAAUGUUGAUGUCCUCCAGAAGUUGAUACGAAUCAGUGAUGCUCAAAGCAACAUGUAUACCUGAAACCUACUAAUGAUUUUGAAUUUUUUUAGUAUCAUCAAAAUGCUUUUUCUCCUGAACUGUAAUUUUUUUAAUACAAAGGUGCAAAAUGAAA
This is a messenger RNA of Brienomyrus brachyistius, 1038 nucleotides long. It is a transcript of the gene psmg1, whose product is annotated as proteasome (prosome, macropain) assembly chaperone 1. The record is from RefSeq and is a predicted model, not a curated record. Gene Ontology annotation, cellular component: endoplasmic reticulum. Gene Ontology annotation, biological process: proteasome core complex assembly. The transcript is spliced from 7 exons. Gene Ontology annotation, molecular function: proteasome binding. NCBI's taxonomy places the organism in Eukaryota, Metazoa, Chordata, Actinopteri, Osteoglossiformes, Mormyridae. The coding region runs from base 99 to 947 and encodes 282 amino acids.